This is a messenger RNA of Tilletiopsis washingtonensis, 3401 nucleotides long. RefSeq lists its product as hypothetical. The coding region runs from base 486 to 3173 and encodes 895 amino acids. The record is from RefSeq and is a predicted model, not a curated record. Gene Ontology annotation, biological process: proteolysis. NCBI's taxonomy places the organism in Eukaryota, Fungi, Basidiomycota, Exobasidiomycetes, Entylomatales. The transcript has 4 exons. Gene Ontology annotation, molecular function: metalloendopeptidase activity.
CAGCCUCCAGACCCUCGUGCUCGUCAUCCGCUGCUUCGCUGAGCGGCUGCGCCUCAUCCUCACCUCGCCUGCUCCCCGAUUCCUGCGUGCGCGCCACACGCUCUCUUCGCCCCGUCAUCGUCCUCGCGCCGCAGCCGCAGCCACGACGCACGCACCCCAGCCGCAGCACGAGCCCGCCGCAGCGAGAUCCGCCUGCGCUGCCGCCUGCGCCAGAUUCGCCCGAGCGCACGAGACCCUCGCGCUGCCGUCAGCCGCAGCCGCACAGCCGGCCGCCGCAUCUCUUGGCGCUCCACCUCGCCUGAUUCCCAGCUCAGCGCUCGACUCCGUCCUCGUCGUCGUCCAUCCUCGCCACACCCGCACCUUCCUUUGCAACUCGCUCACCCCUCACACGCCGCAACGACACCUCACGACCCGACAUCGCACUGCGCACGCACUGCGCCACACACCUCUGCGCCGCCUUCUGAGCGCCCCUGCGGCCCGCACACAUGCGCCUCUCUCUGGCCUGGGCCGCGUGCCUCGCCAGCCUCGCCGCUGUCGUGCCCAGCGCUGUCGCAUCGAGCACGCGCGACCUGCCGCUCAGCCGCUUCUCGCACGCCAGCAACAUCGACUUUGAGCUCGUAGCACCACGGCAUGCCUCACAUCCGCGCGCACACGCCUCUCCCCUGCAGCGGCGCAGCGCCGGCGAGCUGCUGGCGACGGACUCGUUCCGGCUAAGCAUGCGCGCGUUCGGGCAGGACUUCCACCUGCACCUCGAGCCCAACGACGACAUUGUGCACCCCGACGGCGCCGUCGUCAAGUACUAUGCGCCCGACGGCAGCGUCGAGCGCGAGGAGCGCAUCCUGCCCGGCGACGUGCGCGCCUACCACGGCGUCGUCGUGCACCCCGAGUGGUCGCGCGAGCGCAUGGCAGAGGACCGCGCCGGCCUGCGCCGCGACCUGGGCCCUGAGUCGGCGACGGAGAGUGGCGUGAUGGGCCGUGCCGCAAUUGUCGUCCACGACGACGGCUCGGCCUCGUCGACUCCCUCUUUCGAGGGCAGCUUCACCUGGGGUGGCAACACGCACUUCAUCCAGGUGGCGCAGGACUACGAGUCCUCGCGCAGCGAGCACGACCCGGCCGUGUCGAAGCGCAGCAUCGAGCGCGGCUCGCUCGUCGUGCACCGCAACAGCGACAUCAUGAGCGCCCACGAGGCGCGUGCGCUGGGCAUCCGUUCCGCCGCCGAGGUCAGCGAGGCGGCCGCCGGCUGCUCCAGCGACGCGCACGAGUACAACCUCAACAACCCGCUCAUCUUCAGCGAGAAGAACAACAACGAGUUCAGCGCUAAGCCCGUCAGCUUCUUCGCCGUGCCCAAGGACGGCUCGUCCAAGUCGCGCCGCUCGCUCUACCCCAACCUCGCCGCGCUGCUGGGCCGCAGCGGCGACGAGGACAUGCUUGAGCGCGACGCAGCCUCGCUCGUCGGCUCGGCCGACUUCUCGCGCCGCUUUGCCUACCACGACCCGCUCGUGCGGCGGCAGAGCACGGGUGGCGACAUUCAGACGGGCAACAGCCUGAGCAACGACUCGUACAUCGACAACAUCGGCUCGACGUCGGGCUGCCCGACGACCGUGCAGGUCAUCUACGUCGGCAUGGCGUCGGACUGCACGUACACCGAGGCGCUCGGCGGCCAGGACAACGCCCGCCGCGGCCUGCUGAGCCGCAUGAACGACGUCUCCAACCUCUACCGCACCACGUUCCGCAUCGCCGUCGGCGUGGUGCAGCUUGACGUGCGCUCGCCGACGUGCCCGGGCACGCCGCCGUCCGACGCAACGUGGAACCAGGCCUGCGGCGGCAGUACGAUCGACCAGCGUCUCAGCCAGUUCAGCCAGUGGCGCGGCAACCAGGAUGCCAACGGCACCGGCCUGUGGCACCUGCUCACGACGUGCGCCUCCGGCUCCGAGGUCGGCGUGGCGUGGCUCGGCACGGUCUGCAAGACGGACGCCACCAGCAGCGGCGGCGAUGUGAUCAGCGGCACGGGUGUGACGUCGCAGACGCCGCGCGAUGCCCAGGUCAUCGCACACGAGAUGGGACACAACUUCGGCGCCAUCCACGACUGCUCCUCGAGCUGCCGACUGUCCGGCUCGACGGCCUCGCAGACGAACGGUGCCACGUGCUGCCCGCAGUCUGCCUCGUCGUGCAACGACAGCGGCGGGCACAUCAUGAGCCCGGUGUCGCAGCCCGACGCCGCGACAUUCUCGCCGUGCUCCAUCGGCAACGUGUGCUCUCUGCUCGCGCGCGGCCUGGACACGAGCUGCAUCGUGGCGCCCGGUCAGCGCCAGACGCUCAGCGUGCAGCAGUGCGGCAACGGCAUCAUCGAGGAGGGCGAGGAGUGCGACGCCGGCACGUCCGGCUCGCGCUGCUGCUCUGCCGACUGCCGGCUGACGUCCGGCUCUGUCUGCGACCCGGACUCUUCGGCCUGCUGCACGGACAGCUGCCAGUUCGCCAGCGCGGGCACCGUGUGCCGGCCUGCGAUCGACGACCGCUGCGACACGGCCGAGACGUGCCCUGGCGGAACGGAUGCGUGCCCGGCCGACGUGCGCAAGGACAACGGCGCAUCGUGUGGCAACGGCCUGUCGUGUGCCGCCGGCCACUGCACGAGCCGCGACCUGCAGUGCCAGCAGCAGGGCUCGGAGCUCAACCUGCAGCAGGCGUGUCCCGUCACUGCCGACAAUGCAUGCAGCGUCAGCUGCCGCAACCCGCGGCAGAGCAACAGCUGCAUCGUGCUGCAGCAGAACUUCAUCGACGGCACGGCGUGCGGCUACGGCGGCUUCUGCGAGGGCGGCUCGUGCCGCUCGGGCUCGUGGCAGGACACGUUCCGCGGCUGGUACACCAACAACCUGCGCAUCUCCAUUCCCGUCACCAUCGUCGUCGGCAUCAUUGUGCUGCUCAUCCUCUGGGCCGUCACGCGCUGCAUCAUCAACGCCUGCACGCGCCACAACCGCGCCCACAAGGUGCCGGCCUCGAGGGCAUGGUCGCGCGCCGGCGGCGACCACAACUACGGCCCGCCGCCGCAGCACCUCUCGACGCGCAUGUCGCAGCAGCAGCCGUACGGCGGCAGCUACGACACAUACAUGCCGCCGACGAGCGCGCCGCCGAACCAGGGGCCCAUCUACCAGGACCAGGGCGGCUACCGGCGAUGAGCCAGCCCUCGCUCGUCCGGCUUUGCUUCUCUUCCCUUCCUCCCAGACGACUUCUCUCUCUCUCCGGGUCACGCUACUCCUCCACUGUCAUUUGGCCUCGACCAUCACUGGGACUGGGCAUUGUGCAUCUAUACAUUCCGCAGCGCUGCUUCGACGACAUUUCCCAAUGACUGCACCUGUACAUACAAUCCACGCUGCUACGCAUGAUUACGCACCUCACGAGCACAG